Messenger RNA from Pogoniulus pusillus (Red-fronted tinkerbird), 3659 nucleotides. RefSeq names its product ankyrin repeat domain 13A (gene ANKRD13A). Gene Ontology annotation, molecular function: protein binding. Lineage: Eukaryota; Metazoa; Chordata; Aves; Piciformes; Lybiidae. The coding region runs from base 93 to 2225 and encodes 710 amino acids. Gene Ontology annotation, cellular component: cytoplasm. The transcript is spliced from 16 exons. The record is from RefSeq and is a predicted model, not a curated record.
GUCCUCUCUUGGCUAGAAGGAGCUGAGAGACGCGAGGUUUCGGCAGCCGGGCGGGAAAAGCCACUUCCUAGCAAGCCCUGCCCUCAUUCAUUAUGGUGGACUCUCCCGCCCCGCUCCACGGCAGAGCGGGCGAAACCAAAGCCUGCUGGAGGCGGGGGGAUACAGCCUGUGCUGGGCGCUCCCUCCUGUCUAAAGCUCCGCGGAGGGCAGCCCCCUGCGCGGAGGGCGGUGGGUCCGUCGCAGGCGGGGCGCUCCGUCUGCCCUCCCGCCUUGGGUUGCGGUGGGGAGUUACGGUAGGCGGGGAGCAGCGACUUCCUCUUUCCGUGAGCUCGCCGGUGACGGCAGACGGAGGGGAACCGAGGGGAAGUGUUCCCCUCUCCGGGUGCGCUGUGGUUCGUCCCGACCGCUGCCCUGGAGGGACAAAAAAGGGGGCCGCUGGGGUGUGUGGCAUGAUGAGUUCCCCUGGCAGGGCCAGCAGCGCCUAUCCCCUGCACGUCCUGGUCUGGAAUAACGACUACAGGAGGCUGGAUGUGGAGCUGCAGGACAAGGAUGUUGAUCAGCGGGAUCCACGAGGCCGGACCUUGCUGCACCUUGCUGUUUCCUUGGGUUACAUAGAAUCUGCCAAAGUCCUGCUCCAACACAAGGCAGAUGUCACCAAAGAGAAUGGGCAGGGGUGGACAGUUUUACAUGAGGCUGUCAGUACAGGAGAUCCAGAGAUGGUACAAAUGAUUCUGCAGCACCGUGACUACCAGCAGACUGCGAUGACCCUUGGAGGAGUUCCUGAAUUACUCCAGAAGAUAAAUGAGACUCCUGACUUCUAUGUGGAGAUGAAAUGGGAGUUCACUAGCUGGGUCCCCCUGGUUUCCAGAGUUUGUCCAAGUGAUGUCUGUCGCAUCUGGAAAAGUGGCGCUAAGCUGCGUGUGGACCUCACUCUGCUGGGCUUUGAAAACAUGAGUUGGGAGAGAGGGAGACGUAGUUUGAUCUUCAAGGGAGAAGAUACUGGAGGUUGGGCAGAGCUGAUUGAGAUCAAUCAUGAUGAGAAGUUUGUUACAACAGAACGUUUUGAGAUCUCCCAGCACAUGCAGCGUUUGACCUUGGGCUCUAUGACGCCGAAGAGAAAAGAUGUGGAGCGCCGCCUCACGUCUCCCAUCAUCAACACGUGCCUUGAUACAAAAAACAUUGCUUUUGAAAGAACCACCUCUGGAUUCUGGGUGUGGAAGACAGAGAGAGCAGAAGGUGUGAAUGGUUAUGAAGCAAAGGUGUACUUUGCAAACAACGUGAACGUGGUCACCAAAAUCCGAACAGAGCACUUGACAGAAGAGGAGAAGAAGAGAUACAAAGCUGACAGAAAUCCGCUGGAAUCCUUUCUGGGUACAGUGGAGCAUGAGUAUGGUGCUCAGAGUUCGACCAAGACAACAGAGUAUGCUGCAAGUAACAACCCCACUGCUAUUACCCUGGAGGAAUACUUUGACCCAGAGUUUGAUUUGAAAGGUAGAGACAUUGGAAGACCAAAGGAAGUCACCAUUCGAACUCAGAAAUUCAAAGCCACCUUGUGGAUGAGUGAGGAGUUUCCUUUGUCUCUCAUGGAACAAGUCACUCCAAUCAUUGAUCUGAUGGCCAGGACAAGUGCUCAUUUUGCCAGACUUCGGGAUUUCAUCACUCUGGAAUUUCCACCAGGAUUUCCUGUCAAAAUUGAAAUUCCCCUCUUCCACGUGCUGAAUGCCCGAAUUACGUUUGAGAAUGUCAACGGCUGCAGGACAGCUGACAAAAACUCCUCCCAAGGGGUCGGAGCUGCACAGUGUGAGUCAGGUGCUAACUUUGAGGUUGACCAGUCAGUGUUUGAGAUUCCCAAAUCCUACCAUGUCCAAGAUGAUGGCAGGAACAUCCAUGUGCAGGAUGAAGAUAAUGAGAUCAUGCAGUUUGCUAUCCAGCAGAGCCUGUUGGAAUCUGGUGGCAGUAAGGACUUGGGGGUGCACUCCAACGGAGCAGUUGCAUAUUCACAGGACUUCAGCAUACAGUAUCAGAGGGCACUGCAGGAGAGCUUUCUCACAAGCUCAGGUACCUCACACUCCAGCACCCCAAAUGAACCUUCCAGCUUUGAGAAGGACUUGCAGCUUGCCAUGGAGCUGUCCGUGAGGGAGCAGGAGGAACGGGAGAGGCAGCGCCGUGAAGAGGAAGAUGCAGAGCUGCAGCAAGCUUUACAGCUUUCUCUGGUGGAAAAAUAACUCUGCAGCCAUCUCCUGAAGCAAGGAGGACCAAAUCUGUGUCAAGCUGAGAGCUUCCAAAGCUACCAGCCUGAAGACCACUCCUGGAUUGCUUAAGUAAUCAUUUCACCUGCCUUCUAAGUUGACAUCAUCAACCACCAACAGCUGAUUUCCUUUGGUGUGAGGGAGUUUCAGCUCAUGGGGACACUGUGUUUGGCUCCCCAGCCACAAAGUCCUGUCUUGGAAGGAAAAGUUUGUAUCAGGAGGCAUUUACUGAAGAGCAGCUGGGAAUUUUGCUUAGCCUCAGGAUAUAGGAUUGCAGCAAAGCUUGAACUUUAUGGGGGAGCUCAGGAGGGGAAACUUCAUUACUUACCAAAGAGAUACUCAUCUGCUUAGUCACUUCUGAAUAAUUCAAAGCCAUUGCCUGUUUCUUCCAGUGGGCUUGUGGAAGAGUCUCUCCACACACAGCACACACAAGGUAGUUCCUCCUGCUGACAGAUGUUUUCUGUUAGUGAUUCUCUCUUCUCUAGUUGCUGAGACUUUGCCAUGCACUCCUGCUUAAGAGGGAUCGUUUUAUACUUGAACAGCUCAUCCAAGCUCCAGAUUAAAACCAGUGCUUUCUGAAGAGGACAAAACAAGUAGCCAGUAACAUGUUUUUAGAUCCCAAAAUGGGACCACCCAAGUGAAGCAGCAGCUUCUGCAGCGAUUCCAAACCAGCCUGCUCAAAUAGAGAGCAGCAGAAAAAUCAGUGCUGGCUUAGAGGUGCUGCCUGGGGACCGCUCUGUGUGCGUCUGGUGUGUGGGUGCUGAAUUCAAACAGGAGCUCAAAUCGAGGGCAGAUCUUGAUGCAGCCCUUCUUGGGAGAUCAGUUUUCAUUCUGACAUCUUGAAAGGGAAACCUGUGUUGCUUUUUGAAGCUUCCAGAUGCUCACCCUUCAUGUGAAUACAUCUAUUUUUUUACCUGACUAUUUGUAUUGAUUUUUAAACCAGGCCAAUGAUGACCUAACAGCCAGCUUGUGACAGUUCCCAGGUGUCUUUCACCCAGCUUUCCUCAGCUCUUUCCUCUUGGGAGAGAUGUGGAGCUAUUUUAUCUGCACUUCUCUUGGUGUUUACAGCACUUCCACUGUGACUCUUUAAGUGUACUCCACGAGGACAUGCUGGAUACCCACAGGAAAGCCUUACAGGGUAUAAAUGUGAGCAAUACUCUGCUCUGCCUGGCAGAAGCCUGCAGAGCUUGUAUGGUACCUAUGCUCUAAGCUUUGCUACCUAAUCCUGCACGUGUUCCUGGGGCAAAACAGGGUGGGUUUGGGGUGACCAACUCUUAACCUCUGUAAAGUCACCUUAACCUGGGCUCGCUUGUAACCAGUGAGGUGGUUGGGAACUCAGAACCUGAUUUGAACCCAACAGUUCAUUGUUUUACAUAGCAGAUGAUUAAAAUCCCACCAGUGUGCACUGGA